AUUUUUAAUCCUAAGCACAUGCUCCACACUGUCCUCUCCUUCAACUCUCGUCUUCCCCUUUGCUGUUCCUCAGGAAGAUCCAAAUCUAACCGGCGAGAGAGAGAAACGGAGAGAUAUUCUUCUCAGAGUGAUCUCUCUGUUUCUAUAUCUCUCUCUAUCUCGAUUAUCAACAAUGGCCGAUGAACCUUCUCUCACUCGGUGGUCUUUUCAGGAUUUUAAAAUAUUUUAUGAUGCCAAGUUUGGGAGAAAGAAGAUACCGGAGAAGCAAAACGGUGAGUCGGCUGCUGAUAAAUCAGUGCCAAAUGGGAGUUCUUCUUCGAGCGCUUCAUCGAACGGAAAUGGUCAGGUCAAGAACAUACCGGACAUGGCCAUUUACGAGCAGUAUAGAAACCAAGAUAGGAGCACAAACCACUCGAAUGGAGUUUCAUCUAACGGGAUUGGUGCAAAACCGCAGAAGCCUUUGCUUCCUACUUUUGAUUCUGCUGAAACUCGCUCUUUAGCAGAAGGUUUAUGCAGGGAUAUUGUUCGUGGGAACCCUGAUGUCAAGUGGGAAAGCAUUAAAGGAUUAGAGAAUGCCAAACGUUUACUGAAAGAAGCAGUUGUCAUGCCAAUAAAAUAUCCCAAGUACUUCACUGGUCUUCUAUCACCAUGGAAAGGCAUUCUUCUUUUUGGUCCUCCAGGGACAGGAAAGACAAUGCUUGCAAAGGCUGUCGCUACAGAGUGCAACACCACAUUUUUCAAUAUUUCAGCAUCUUCUGUUGUUAGCAAGUGGCGAGGUGAUUCGGAAAAGUUAGUGAAGGUGUUAUUUGAACUUGCUAGGCAUCAUGCACCAUCUACUAUUUUUAUUGAUGAAAUUGAUGCAAUUAUUAGUCAACGGGGCGAAGGUCGCAGUGAGCAUGAAGCAAGUAGGCGUUUGAAAACUGAGCUACUCAUACAGAUGGAUGGUUUGAUGCGGACAGAAGAGCUAGUUUUUGUUUUGGCAGCAACAAAUCUCCCCUGGGAGUUGGAUGCAGCCAUGCUCCGGCGUCUUGAGAAGCGAAUACUUGUACCUCUUCCGGAACCAGAGGCAAGAAGGGCCAUGUUUGAGGAACUCCUGCCAUCACAACCUGAUGAGAUUGAGCUCCCUUAUGAUCUGUUGGUGGGAAGUACAGAAGGUUAUUCAGGUUCAGAUAUUCGAUUACUGUGCAAAGAAGCUGCCAUGCAGCCACUGAGACGGCUGAUGGCACUCCUUGAAGAUAGACGGGAAGUGGUGCCUGAGGAUGAGUUGCCAAAAGUUGGGCCGAUCACAGCAGAUGAUAUAGAAACAGCCUUGAAAAACACCAGGCCAUCUGCUCAUCUCCAUGCCCACCGUUAUGAGAAGUUUAAUGCUGAUUACGGUAGCCAAAUACUCCAAUGAAGGCGCACAUUCUCUGUUGUCAUUCUAAAUUCCUCCAUGUAAUGUUUCUUAGUUCAUGUUCUUGUCGAAUGAUGUUUAGUAUUGUUUCUUUACCAUAAUGAGUCUAGAGCAGAUAAUCAUAUUUCGUGGUUUUGUCGGUUUAUUUUAAGUGAAGCUGGAGAUGCUUUCUGUAGAUUAGCACAUUCAUUGGGAGGUCACUGUACAUUGGAUGUGCAAAUUGAAUUUUACAAGAUUCUUUUUUCCGCUUUGACAUUUGAUGUGAUCCCGACCCCCUUCCGUCAACUUGCGGGGAGUCUGGGAGAAGUUGAAGACUGUUUACUUGCCUAGUUCUUUUUCACCAUGUUUGCUACAGACCCUAUCUGGUGCUUUUCUUUUUCUUAAUAAAAGGGGGUGAAUUUGUAGACGA
Manihot esculenta (cassava) is the source of this 1802-nucleotide messenger RNA. RefSeq names its product katanin p60 ATPase-containing subunit A-like 2. The record is from RefSeq and is a predicted model, not a curated record. Bases 173 to 1396 code for a protein of 407 amino acids. The transcript has 11 exons. Lineage: Eukaryota; Viridiplantae; Streptophyta; Magnoliopsida; Malpighiales; Euphorbiaceae. Gene Ontology annotation, molecular function: ATP hydrolysis activity; ATP binding.